CCUGUGAUGGCAGCAGGGUUGUAUCUACUGUAAACAAUCGAUGAGGAAGAUCAGCUUUCUGUAUUAAGUUGAUGGUUGUGGCAGAAAUGUGAUUAAACGCUAAACGCUGAAGUUGAAAAGUUUAGCAGGCAUAAUGUUGACUUUAUGAAUCAACCACACUAACGUAUUCAGCCUACCAUGAGUACAGUGGGAGAAAAUCAGCUGCAGAGAAUCAUCAGAGAUCUGCAUGAUGCUGUUUCUGAGUUGAGCCAAGAACAUUGUGAUACUGGCGAACCCAUCACAGAUGACAGCUCCAGCCUUCACAAGUUCUGCUAUAAGCUGGAGUACCUUCUGCAGUUUGACCAGAAAGAGAGGACAACAUUUCUGGGCAGCAGGAAAGACUACUGGGACUACUUCUGUGACUGCUUGGCCAAGAUUAAAGGGGCUAAUGACGGCAUUCGCUUUGUCAAAUCAAUCCCCGAGCUGAAAACAUCAUUAGGAAAAGGACGGGCUUUCAUUCGCUACUGUCUGGUGCACCAAAGGCUGGCAGACACGCUUCAGCAAUGUCUUAUGAACUACAAAACCACAUGUGAGUGGUAUUAUGAACGCAGUCCCUUCUUAAAGUCCCAUCUGAACACUGAUAUCAUCAACCAUCUGUAUGAACUCAAUGAGGUCCAGUUUGAUGUAGCAUCCCGAGGUCACGACCUUGACUCUGACUGGCCCACUUUUGCAAGAAAGACUCUGGGAUCAGCUGUCUCACCCGCCCAUGCGUGGAAACCACCCAGUCGCUCCUCUAGUGUCAACAGUCUGGUUAGCACUUACUCACAGCAAGCUCAAGAGUUUCUUCCAGGCCAAGAUUUUGGCUCUAGUCUUCUGGGUGAUCUCGGGGAAUUAGGUGAGUUGUCCUGUAGUGCUUCUGAGGACCUGCGCACUGAGCUCGACCAAUCAGAGUUGAAGCAACGGGAGCUCCAAGAGAAGAUCAGGCAACUCACCAGUGAAGCAGCUGAUCUGAAGGCCGUGGUCCAAGACCUGCAGGAGCAACUCUUGGCUCAAGGUCCUAACCAAAAGAAAAAAGAAGAUCAGGAGGUGGUGAAAACUGUUAAAGAGUGUGCAGAUCGUCUCCAUACCACCACACAGGGACUGGAGGCUCUACGGACAACAACAGAACGCAACCUAGAAGCCAAACUGAGCAUUGCAGAGAACAGAAACAUGGAGUUGUUAGCAAAACUUGACGGAGCUCUGAGCGAAAAAGGACAGCAGGCAGCCAACUACUGUGACUCGGCUUGGAAAAUCCAAGAGCUCCUCACCAAGCUAAAGGAGGCAGAGGAAGAGAGGAUUGAGUUUAAACGAGAAAUCGAAGAUCGGGCGAGACUAGCUGAGCAACUUGCUCAGGAGCUGAAGCUUCAGGAAGCGAAACUAAAGGAGAUGGAAGACAAACUGAACACUUGUAGAGUGUCUGCCGACAAAGAACGAACUACCGCAAUGCAGGCUGAUGAGUUGCAGAUGACCAUCAACCGCCUUCAAGGAGCUCUUUCUCUGAACGAGCGGGAAACAGGGAACCUACGGACUCAGCUGCAGGACAUGCAGAAAGCACUGGAUACCAAGGAAGGUCAACUAAAGGAGCACCAGAAAAGGAUAGAAGAGGAGUUACAACAUAAAAGUGUGCUUGAAGAACAACUAAAUGCAAAGGUGACUGAGUUGUCCACCACUGCCCAAAAGAUCCAGCAACUAGAGAAUGUCAACCAGCAGUUGACUUCAGAAAGUCAGAGCUUCCAAAUGCAAGCCAAGAAACUGGAAGAGUACAAGAACCAAUGCACAAGUUUAAUGGAGAUCAAUGCCAAGCUGAUCCAAACGGUGAAGAGAAAUGAAGAGAGCAGCAAGGAGCUGGCGCAAGCCAAGAACUCUCUUGAGAGAGAACUGGUUACCAUACAAGCCUCUAAGAAGCAACUGAGAACCAAAUUAGAGUCAGCUGGAUUGAAAGUGGAGAACCAAAAUCUUGAGGAGUGCAUACAGAACGGCCAGAUGAACAGCGAGGAAACCAAAACCAAACAACUUGGAGAGAAUAGUAUAUUAAGCCUGGAAGAACUAAAUGAGAGAGCUACAGUCCCCCAGGAGAACAAAAUUGCUACUUCUAAUCUCCUUCGGGAGGCUAAUGAAUCCUCAAGGACUGAUCAUGGAGAAUCCUCUUCUAGGUUGGCUUUGGCUGAGGCCCAACUUGAGCUCAACAUGAAGGAGGUUUCCAGACUCCAGGAAGAGGUCAUGGAGCUCCGGGCACAGCUAUUGUUGAGCUCAGAGGAGAAAAUAAAGAUCCAGGCUCUGCAGGAAGUGACGGAAGCCUCCAGAGAAGAUCUCCGGGCUCAGGCGGAGCAACUAAAGUCCCAGGUGGAAGAGCUAAACCGUAGGCAUGUGGAGGAAAUGCUGCACUGCAGAGAAAGAGAGGACACUCUGGUAAAGGAAAGGGAUAUGGAGGCCCAUUUGCGGGAGGAAAUCCAAACAAACCUGACUGCCGUGAGAGAAGAGCUUCACAUGUUGAAGACGCAGAACAGCACGCUUGCGCUUGAGAAUGGAGAGGCUCGCGAUGCAUUACACAGGGCCAACACUGAGACAGCAGAGCUUGGGGUUCAUGUUUGCAUGCUGAAGGGACAGAAUGAGGAGUCUCAGUUGCGAUGGGAAGAGCUUUCUACCAAACUUCAAGAGCUACAGAUGGAGGCGCAGGAAGAGGUGGAAAAUCUAAGUGAUUCAAUGGAGGCCUUGAGAAAAGAUAAUGCAAGUCUCCAAGAGCAGCUAAAACAAACUGAAGGACUCCCGGAAGCCAUGCAGAAGUUGCAGGAGAGACUUGAACAGAUGGAAGAAGAAGCCAAAAGCAUCCAAGAGAUACGACAAAGGGAAGUGGACACACUGAGGUCCCAGUUGAACGAUGAAGCUGUGGACCAUCAAAAUCAAGUGCAGGGUCUGAAUGAAGAACUAGACGUACUGAGGAAGAGGCUGGAGAAUGAAGUAGAGAAAGUCUCAAGUCUUGAGUCCAAAGUUUUGGAGCUUGAGUCUGCAAACAGUGAUUACAGUCAGAUGAUCGAAAAGAAAAAUGCCCUCUUCAGUGAUUCCGAAAAUAUAAUUAAUCAGAAAGAGGAACAGAUAAAAAGCCUCAGAGUGAACUUAACAAGAGCUGAGGAGGAACUGGCUCUUACUCAGCAGUCCUGUAAUGAACUAGGUGUUAACUUAAGCAGAAGUGCAAUGGAGAAGCAAGCCAUUGAACUGAAGAUGUCUGCUGAGAUAGAUGACCUUUAUCGUACCAAAAAGAAUCUUGAAGAGAGGCUCAUUCAGCUCAUAAGGGAUAAAGAUGCUUUAUGGCAGAAGUCUGAUGCACUGGAGUUUGAACAGAAACAGAGGGCUGAGGAACAGACAGACAGAGACGUCACAUACUGCCUGAGCUGCCGUAACCACUUCACCUGGAUGCUGCGCAAACAUAGCUGCAGGUUCUGUGGGCGCCCAUUCUGUUACUACUGCCUUGUUAAUGAUGCAGGCGUCCACCAGGGCGGCAGCAACAUGCGCUGUUGUAAGGACUGCUUUAAUCAGCGCGGCUCUGGACACAGGGACCUGGGCAGUCCUUUACGUUCAGCCCACAGCCCAAUAUCAAGCCCCACACGAACCAGCACACCAGGGUCAUUGAAAUCCCCUCGGCCUGAUGACACCGCUUAUGCCAUCAUCACAGAGGAGGAAGUAAACUGUGUCCAUGACAGUGAUUCUUUAUACUACACUGCUUUGCAGCCCUCGGAGACACAACAGCUAAGCAGAAGUGACAUCACCAGCACUGAAGAUUCAGACGAGCUGAUUGGCUCCGUUCAGGAUGCUGAGAUCUGUCUGUUAAAAUCUGGAGAGAUGACGCUGUCUGUGCCGUUCAGUGUGGAGGAUGUGGUUCAGUUUGGCGAUAAGUCCAGAGAACUCUUCGUCAAGUCCAGCUGUUACAGUGUGAUUCUCAUAACCGCUACACAUCCAGGCCUUACGAUCAGCUGGGUCUUCUCCUCUGAACCCAAGAGCAUCGCCUUCAGCGUGGUGUACAGAGAGAACCUAGACACACCUCCAGAACAGGCCAAGGUUCUGAUCCCUCUGACAAGAUGUAACUCUCAUAAAGAAACAAUUCAGGGUCAGCUGAAGGUCAGGAACCCUGGAGAAUACACCCUUAUCUUUGACAACUCCUUCUCAAGGUUCCUCUCAAAGAAAGUCCAGUACCAACUGAGUUUAGAGAAGCCAGAGGUCUGCAAUGGAAGUGAUUGUUCUUCAUAGGAAACAGAAUCACGCACACUUGUGUCUGUACCAGGUCACGGGACAGAUUUGUCCAGGAAUAUGGCUGUUUAUCAAGCCCAACUUGACUAAUGCUGCUUUCAAUGAUUUACAAGGUGAAUCUUACAAAACAUGUCUAAAUCUCACAGUCAAAUGAAAGAAAUGAGAAAUUGUAUUUAUGAUGAAAUAAAAUACAUUUGAAGACAUUAGUUUCUCCAUGAAUAAAAAAAAGGCAUUUUUGU
Carassius auratus (goldfish) is the source of this 4499-nucleotide messenger RNA. RefSeq names its product FYVE and coiled-coil domain-containing protein 1-like. NCBI's taxonomy places the organism in Eukaryota, Metazoa, Chordata, Actinopteri, Cypriniformes, Cyprinidae. Gene Ontology annotation, biological process: plus-end-directed vesicle transport along microtubule; positive regulation of autophagosome maturation. Bases 178 to 4260 code for a protein of 1360 amino acids. Gene Ontology annotation, cellular component: autophagosome; late endosome; lysosome. Gene Ontology annotation, molecular function: metal ion binding. The record is from RefSeq and is a predicted model, not a curated record. The transcript has 19 exons.